GAGAGGAAGGGAGUGGUUAAGGGAAAGGGGAGGGAAAAUAAAGGACCCCUCUCACCGUUGCCAAGGCAACUUGAUGUCACUGUGACAUCAUGCAGCAUUAAAAGCUUUUAACCGGAUUCCUCUCCUGCCUUAGGCCCCAUUUUGAGUCCUCUUUCAGCUAGGCUAGGGGGAAGGGCACAGGCAGGACGGUGGUUUGUGUGCAUUCUUGCAUGUAUCCCUCCCUUAUUGCAGACUUCAAAUCAGCUCAUAGCACAGUAAAAAGACUUUCAAAUCCAGCUUUAAAGAUCCACAUCUCUGCAAAACAAAAUCUGCAGGGGCCUAGAGAACCAUUGCAAAAAAUGGCAGCAGAUGAUGGUUUCAGCUACCUGAUGCCAGGCCACAGUGAGAAACACCGGCGGGCCCCGAACUGGACCGAUGGCGAAAUGAAAGCUCUCUUGUACGUUUGGGAGGAAUUCCACAACGAACUGAAAAUGAGCAAGAGGAACGCCAAGGUGUACGAGAAGAUGUCCCAAAGGUUCUUCCAGCUGACCGGAGAGCAGCGCUUCAAAGAAGAGAUCAAGAUGAAAAUCACCAACAUGUCUUUCCAGUACAGGCGCCUGAAAGCUACGGCCGGCGAAUCUACCGAGCUCCCUGACUGGCCUUACUACAAGCCCAUUGAAAAGAUCCUCACCAAACCGGUGGAGAACGGCAGGGUGACUUCGCUGGAGCUCCAGUCCCCCACCGCAGGGCCCUCCACUUCUUCCCAGUCCACAGAGAACAUCCUGUCCCAGGGAGAGGACGGCACGAUGGGGUUCCUGCCAGAGUACACCGGCUCCUCAGACGAGAUGGAGAUCAAACAAGAGCUGGACUCUUUGAGCUCUGACAGCGACAACACGCAGGGAUCCAGCUCCCAUCCUUUCUCUGCCAGGAGGAAGCAUUCCAACAGGCGCCUGUCCAUGAAGAGGAGGAAACUGCAGGUCAUGCAGGCCAUGCUACAGCAACAAAAGAGGUCGAGCCGGGCCGUAGAGGAGACGUGCAGAGAGAUCCGUCGGGCCAUGCAGCAACAGAACCUCCUCCAGGUCCAGUGUCUGCAGCUGCAGGAGAGGAUGAUGAACCUCUUGGAGAAGAUGAUCCAGCCUCCCUCCACCCCGUCCGCUGCAUGGGCUCCAAGUGCCACAAAAGAUUCAGGGAAAUCUUAAAAUUGUUUGGGAUGGAUUGUUGAACAUCCUCACCUAAAGCCUUGUUAAAGGAAAAUAUGUAUUUUAUUUUGGAUUUCACUGUAACAAGCAUCUUAAAGGUAUAUUGUGUUAAAAUUAUAACUCCUCCAAAUGCAUAGAUGAUAUUGUUGUGUCCUAAAAUAUGAUUUAACAUUUUUCAAAAAGGUGUCUGAAUAUCAUUUAUAGGGUAUAAUCAUCUUAAAAACUUGAAAUAAAUGUGUUGAUGCUAUCAAAUCUACAGUAAAUCCGUAUUUAAUGUGAGUUUUUGAUUAAGACUAGUUCUAUCAAAUCUUCUUUGACAACUUGCCAAGUAUUCCAUUAAAUUACUGUGGGAGCAGCGAUCUUGCAAAGUAUUGCACAUCAUUUUUAUACUCUGACUGGAUAAUUACAUAUUAGAAAGGUGUCAUGUGUAGCACCAUAGACGCAGCAAUCAAGUGCUAUUGAGUUCUUUGGAAAUAAGAUGCCACAAAAUGGCAACAACACCAAAAUAAACAGUAUUCCAUGUCAAGGAAAAAAAUGCAUCUGAAGCUUCUGCAGAAGUCAGUUUUUUCGCAUAAUGGCAACAUUAAGAGAAACUUGUUUCUCAAGGACACGUUUGCUUCCUUUUUCACCUUGAGUGAAAAAGGCAGAUCACUGACGGUGACUGAUAAAAGAGUAGAAGAAAAAGGCUUUCGGCUUAUGAAAUACACAGAACAUCUCA
Messenger RNA from Cololabis saira (Pacific saury), 1896 nucleotides. RefSeq names its product Myb/SANT-like DNA-binding domain containing 1 (gene msantd1). The transcript is spliced from 3 exons. Gene Ontology annotation, biological process: positive regulation of DNA-templated transcription. Bases 210 to 1178 code for a protein of 322 amino acids. NCBI's taxonomy places the organism in Eukaryota, Metazoa, Chordata, Actinopteri, Beloniformes, Belonidae. The record is from RefSeq and is a predicted model, not a curated record. Gene Ontology annotation, cellular component: nuclear body.